AUGGGUGGUGUAACCAAUACUGCUACUGCUAAGAAAUUGGCUAGUAUGGAUUGGAUUAGGACUGUUUUGGUUAAGGAAGACAGGGGUCUCAAUAUGGCUACGCCAGUUAAUGUUGAGGCUAUUUUGGGAUAUAGCAGCGGUGAACUUGCAGAGGCAGUUUGCAUGUUUGCAGGUAGUUGCACCAAUUGCCACUACAAUAGCCAAGGCAAAUAUUGCAAUUUCCGUCCUGAAAUCAAACCUCGCGAACGUUCUGCACCCAUUGCAAGCUCUUCUACCGGUACUGCGGAGGCUGCAGGCAGGCAUAUAAGAGUUGCAAAGAGAAAGCGGUCCACUACAAAGGAAAAAUGGCAGAGGCUUUUGAUGGCAGUAGAGGGAGUGGCUGAUGCAAUUGAGGAUAUCAUGGAAGACAUGGAAGACUAA
Morchella sextelata is the source of this 420-nucleotide messenger RNA. RefSeq lists its product as uncharacterized. The record is from RefSeq and is a predicted model, not a curated record. The coding region runs from base 1 to 420 and encodes 139 amino acids. NCBI's taxonomy places the organism in Eukaryota, Fungi, Ascomycota, Pezizomycetes, Pezizales, Morchellaceae. The transcript has 3 exons.